Messenger RNA from Cantharellus anzutake, 1566 nucleotides. RefSeq lists its product as uncharacterized. The transcript is spliced from 4 exons. Bases 1 to 1116 code for a protein of 371 amino acids. Gene Ontology annotation, molecular function: phosphoprotein phosphatase activity. Lineage: Eukaryota; Fungi; Basidiomycota; Agaricomycetes; Cantharellales; Hydnaceae. The record is from RefSeq and is a predicted model, not a curated record.
AUGAAGCGGAGAAGAUCGAACGAAGACGCAGACGUUGAUUCCGCACCAGAAGCCUCACAUACUGCAGACGGAUACAUGAGCGCUCCAACUCCGAUUCCAAUACCUAAGAUAGCCGCAUCCCUUUCCAUAUCUAAGAAACUACCCUCCACUUCAGGGAACAAACAGUCCCCCAAUACGCAAUAUCGCUUUCGGGUUCAUCAAUCAAAGACUCGCAAAAGCGGAUUCCAAUGCGGGGAACCUUCUCAAGAAUAUCUUUCGCUUGCAAAGAUACCUUCCAGUUCCCUAGAUCCUCCUCGCAAACUGGUUGUGCUUGACCUUAAUGGGACGUUGGUCCAUCGCCGAAGGUUUGGAUUGAGAACGGCCAUGCGACCUUACCUCCGCACGUUGAUAGAGUUAGUACCCAUGGUUUGGAGCAGUGCUCAGCCUCGCAACGUGAAAAAAAUGGUCGACGAGGCUUUCGGACCGCAGAGUCAACAUUUGAAGGCCGUGUGGGCUCGAGAUACUCUUGGACUCUCAACUGAAGAUUAUGGGAAGAAUGUUGAAACGGUGAAAAACCUCGAACUCGUUUGGGGUAGACUAUCAGAUGAUUCAGAGAAGGCUGGGGGGAAACCAUUUACAUACAACGCCCUUAACACAAUUCUAGUGGACAACUCUCCCAUCAAGGCUCACAUGCAACCCCACAAUCAUAUAUGCGUACCCGAAUAUGCACACGAACUCGAUGAAAUUGACAGUCAACGAUUCUUAGCCGGGCCAGAGGAUGAUAGCAGAUUACUGUCUGAAGAAGAUGCUCGGAUUGGUAUCUCGAGCAGGUAUGACCUCUCUUUGGUCGCCGUCAUAGGUGUGUUAGACGAGCUCGCCGGGCAGGAUAGUGUCUGUUCUUGGAUAAGAUCGGAUGGGCUGAGGAACGUCCCGGAGGUCCUGAUCGAGGAUGGCAAGGAAGUCAAGGAAUUCGGACGCACCGAUGAUGGUCCUUACAAUGAAGGAGGCGACGUGCGUUUACGUUCUGUCUAUGCUUGGAUUCGUUUCUGGCUGACAUCGUUCCCCAAGCACUCAAAGGCACCUGCCCCAGAAUUGGAAAUGGGAAAGCAAGAGGAAUGCCCGGCACGGACCAUUUGAUACAUUCUUCGGAAGUACCACCCACCACUCCCCUUCUCCCCGCGCCCGCGCCCUUCCCUUCGCCACCAUACUUUAAAACUCCAUCCACCUUCUGGUUUGAAGACUCCACAACGUUCAAAUACUGGGUCAGUCGAGGUGUCCAAGCCGCCAACCAUCUCGGAAUUCCGCUGCAACAUGGCGUCGCGGCCCUGCCUGAAGGCAAGAUGCAUGGGCCUCGCGGGAGGCAACGCGGGUAGAAUGUAGAUCCUUGAAUGCUUUAUCUCUUUCGAUUUUCGUUAUCCUGGGCUUUCACACCGUUCUAUAUACUCGCUUGUGAUUGAAUGAUUUGCCAUGUUCUAGACCCAUGCGCUUCCCUACAAUUUGUACUUGUUCCGUUCACACAGUGCUGUUUCUGGUCACACCGGGUUUUUAUAAUUGCACGACCGCACCAUUAUUCACUGCCCAGAUUCG